This is a messenger RNA of Adineta ricciae, 1125 nucleotides long. The record is from the annotation of a GenBank genome assembly. Lineage: Eukaryota; Metazoa; Rotifera; Eurotatoria; Adinetida; Adinetidae.
AUGCCAAGAAAAUAUAUUAAGAAAAACCUACAAAAAACGUAUAUUGAAAAUGACUUUCAACUUGCUCUCGAGGCGGUAGAAAAUGGAAGUCGAAGUAUCCGAAAUGCUGCAAAUUAUUUCCAUGUUCCUUAUACAACUCUAAAUUCACACGUAAACAAUCUGACUAUUUAUCAAGAAACCGGUCGUCCCACCAAAUUUAGCAAGUCAGAAGAGCAAUGCCUCGAAGAAACAGCUUUGGUUUUACAAAGCUGGGGAAAACCUUUAUCGACCGAAGAGUUCUUGGAUUUGGCAAAGCAAUAUGCUACUAGUCUGAAUAAAAGUCACUUGUUCCCAUCGGGAGCACCAUCAUAUGACUGGUUUCGUUCAUUUCUUAAACGUCAUCGAAAUUUGGUUCUCAAAAAGUCACGUCCACUAGAAAAAAAACGUGCAUCAGUAACUAUCGAACAAGUCUAUGGUUGGCAUGAUUUACUAACUAAGAUCAUCAAUGAUAAUGACCUGGUCAAUCGACCAGGUCAAAUCUUUAAUUGCGAUGAGACUGGGAUGUCUGACAGUGUUGGUUAUUCCAAAGUACUCGUUCAUAGACAAACAAUCAAUCCAUAUCGAACUGAAGGUGGAACUGGUGGUAAAGCAUAUAUAACCGUGAUGCUUUGUGGUUCAGCAACCGGUUUUCUUUGGCCACCUUUUAUCAUCUAUAAAUCAAAACGAUUAUUUCAAGAAUGGUGCACUGGAGGACCAGCUGAUGCAGGUUAUAGCAAUUCAGAUAACCAAUUUUCCUGUUCAGCAACGAAAUUUAUCGACGUUCGAACUUAUCGAGAGUAUUCCGGAGAAGUUACCGGUUAUUCAUACGUCAAAAUAGCUGGUCGUAUUCCACAUUUUCAGUUCGAUCUACUCGAUGGAAAUUUAACUUGGCAAGAAUUGGAAGAAUAUCUCGAAUUGAUGCGACAAAGCAAUUCCAAUAAUCGACGCUACAAACGAUUGAUCUACAUGUGUGGAACCGGUUGGCGAGCAAGAGUAGCCGUUAUUUUUGCUGAUGAAUUAAACCUAGCUGAAAUCCUCACUGUCCUCGAUUCUGGUUGGUACGAAUGGUCAGAACGUUUCUUUAACUCGAAUUCUACCCCUCCGUGA